CGACCUACGCCGUUCUCUGGCUGGGCGAUGCGAGCGCACACAAAACCAAAAUUGCAACUUUCAUUGACAUUCAGUCGUGCUUUCGAUUUCGUUCGGUUCGGUUCGCAAAAAAUAAUCUAAUCCAGCCAGCCCGCUGGAGUAGCUCCCACAAUCUCUCUGUCUGAUUGGGGCAAGGGCACACCGCACUCAUCUCCUCUUUUGCCUAGGUCGCGGUGAGUGGAAAAGAACUGGUUCCUUUUUUCGAUUUGGCGCUGAUAGUGGAGUCUCACUAUCAGUCACCUUUCGGGGCCUGGUUCGGUUCUGGUGUUGCUAAUUUUCGUGCAAAAAAAGAAGAGUUUGGUGACAUUUUUGUCGUGCCGCGCGUGGUAGAAAGAAGAAAGUGUCGUCUCGCACGGUUGAAGUGUUGGUCAUCCGAUUAAUUCGCGAAUAGUGAUAAUAUUGGCUCAAGAGUGGUGGUGAAUUUGGCGGUGAAGCAGAGUGAUAAAGUGUCCCAAACGCCAGGAAAAAAAUCGGUCAAACAAAAAUUUGCUAAAUUCUUAAGUGAAAAUCAAGAUAUUCACAGCCAGUCAGUCAGCUGUUGGAGCAGAGUAAAUUUUUCAUGAUGUCAUCCAACAACAGCGUCGAUGUGCUGGAGGACGGCGCGUUCGCCGCCAGCAAGAACAGUUGGAAUCGGUACUAUUCCAACAGCGUCGUCCAGCCUCUGCUAACAGACCUUUACCAGAUCACGAUGGCCUACGCCUAUUGGAAGUCGGGCAAAAUCGACGACCACGCCGUGUUUGAUCUCUUCUUCAGAACCAACCCAUUCCAUGGGGAGUUCACAAUCUUCGCCGGACUGGAAGAGUGUCUGAAGUUCAUGGAAAACUUCCACUAUUCGGAAACAGAUAUAGAAUACCUAAAACAUGCCCUCCCCCAAGGCAUCGAGGAGGAGUUUUUCGAAUAUCUUGGCCAGCUAACGGCGAAAGACGUCACACUGUACGCCCUGAAGGAGGGCUCGGUCGCAUUCCCGAGAGUCCCGCUCAUCAAAGUGGCUGGUCCACUGAUUAUUGUGCAAUUACUGGAGACAACCCUGCUGACCUUAGUGAAUUACGCGAGCUUGAUGGCCACCAACGCGGCUCGAUACCGGAUGGUGGCCGGGCGGCAUAUCAACCUGCUCGAGUUUGGCCUCCGACGAGCUCAAGGACCCGAUGGAGGCCUUUCCGCAUCCAAGUACGCCUACAUAGGCGGCUUCGAUGGCACGUCCAACGUGUUGGCGGGCAAACUUUUCAACAUUCCGGUGAAGGGAACUCAUGCUCACCCGGUGGAAAUACUGGACGGAGCGUGGUUGAUGAGGGUCGACAACCAAAAGAGAGAAGGACUGUCCGCGAUCGAGGUGACUGAGCAGCAGUUUGGCAAAAUCAUUGACAUUGCGUCCACCAUAAGUAAUGACCUGAAAACGGCCCUGUUGCGACAUCGUAUGUCGAUGGACUAUGCCAAGCAGGAUCACAUGAGACUCGAGAUUACUGCAGCAGCGACGGAACCGGUGAAAGCAAAGGCUUCGAAGUCUACCCAGGCGAAGGGCUUCGCUUUCGCAAGAAGACCCCCUUGGACGAAGAUCGAGCGGAAGAAGAAGAAGAUAAAGCCGCUGGUCGAGGAAGCUAUGGUCAUCAAACCAAGGCGUAAAAGAGUAAGUACCAAGCGCGAGAAAGGCGAUGCGCUCGUCAUCUAG
This is a messenger RNA of Aedes albopictus (Asian tiger mosquito), 1705 nucleotides long. Its product is annotated as nicotinate phosphoribosyltransferase. Lineage: Eukaryota; Metazoa; Arthropoda; Insecta; Diptera; Culicidae. Gene Ontology annotation, cellular component: cytosol. Gene Ontology annotation, molecular function: nicotinate phosphoribosyltransferase activity. The record is from RefSeq and is a predicted model, not a curated record. The coding region runs from base 599 to 1705 and encodes 368 amino acids. Gene Ontology annotation, biological process: NAD+ biosynthetic process via the salvage pathway. The transcript is spliced from 8 exons.